Messenger RNA from Drosophila busckii, 1720 nucleotides. RefSeq names its product fructose-bisphosphate aldolase. The transcript is spliced from 3 exons. Gene Ontology annotation, biological process: glycolytic process; fructose 1,6-bisphosphate metabolic process. Gene Ontology annotation, cellular component: cytosol. The coding region runs from base 60 to 1154 and encodes 364 amino acids. Gene Ontology annotation, molecular function: fructose-bisphosphate aldolase activity. The record is from RefSeq and is a predicted model, not a curated record. Lineage: Eukaryota; Metazoa; Arthropoda; Insecta; Diptera; Drosophilidae.
UUUCAUUUAAAAUUGUACAGUUUCAGAUUUAUUUGGAUACAAAAUUUGUUGUAAGCAAAAUGACUACCUACUUCUAUUAUCCGAAUCGGGAAAUGCAGGAGGAGCUGGCCUGCAUUGCCAAAGCUUUGGUAGCACCAGGCAAGGGCAUAUUAGCAGCCGAUGAUUCGAUUAAUGUGAUGAGCAAACGUUUCGCUGUUAUUGGGCUGGAGAACACCGAAGAGAAUCGACGCCUAUAUCGCCAGCUGCUGUUCACAACUGAUGCUAAGAUUUCAGAGAAUAUAUCGGGUGUUAUAUUAUUUCAUGAGACGCUCUAUCAGAAAACAGACGCUGGCAUGCCCUUUCCUGAGGUGCUGCGCAAAAAGGGCAUUAUACCUGGCAUAAAGGUGGACAAGAGUCCAGUGCCGCUGUUCGGCUCUAUGGAUGAGUUCACCACUCAAGGCUUGGACGACUUGCCGCAGCGCUGUGCGCAAUACAAAAAGGAUGGCUGCGAUUUUGCUCGCUGGCGUUGUGUGCUUAAAGUAGAUAAAACGACGCCUUCGUUUCAGGCUAUGACUGAGAACGCCAAUGUGCUAGCUCGCUAUGCGGCCAUUUGCCAAUCUCAGCGCAUGGUGCCCAUAGUAGAGCCGGAUAUUUUAACUGUUGGCGAUCAUGACAUCGAUCGCUGUCAAAAGGUAACCGAGACUGUGUUGUCAACGCUUUUUAAAGCGCUGCUGGAUCAUCAUGUUUAUUUGGAGGGUCUGCUGCUGCGUCCCAACAUGGUUACCGCUGGUCAGAACAGCAACAAGAACAAUACAGCAGCUGAAAUAGGUUUGGCUACAAUACUCUCGCUGCGGCGCACUGUGCCACCCGCUGUACCAGGCAUUUUGUUUUUGUCUGGCGGCCAGUCGGAGGAGGAAGCUUCAGUCAAUUUGAAUGCCGCCAACAAUGUGCCGCUUUGCAAGCCUUGGGCGCUCUCCUUUUGCUUUGGGCGCGCGCUGCAGGCAUCCGCCAUGCGCAGCUGGGGCGGCAAAAAGGACAACAUGCUAACCGCUCAGAACGAGCUCAUCAAACGCGCCAAGGCCAACAGUUUGGCAAGCAUUGGCAAGUAUAUGUCUGGGUCGGUGGAAGGCUCAGCUGGCGCUGAAAGAUUGGUCAUCGAAUCAGUCGAAUCAUAGAGCGCACCUUAAAUGGUCAAUUUGCUCUGUGGCUGCCCCCGUUGCGGCUUUUUCGGUUGCUGCUGACACUUGGACGCAGGCCGCGUGUUGCACGUCGAGCCAACAACACGAAAUAUUGUUAACAGCGCACAACACGACUGCUGUUAACUACAAAAUGUUGCAUUAAUCCGCGGAGAUUACCAACUGGCCAGGUCUGAACUCAACUGCAGCACUGCAGCUUAAUUAACGCAAACGCAUGCCAAAAAGCCAAAGCGCCAAAGUGCCAACGCGCUCGCCUGUCCGCCUGCCAAGCCGGCGGCCAAGUGUUGAACUUAAUCAGCCCGCUUCAGCUUCAUUGGAAGCAGCUAGUGCUUCGGCUGGCGUCAGUGUCAUGUUGCUGGCAAAUUAGUCAGCCAGCCCACCAGCUCCACUGGGCCACUGAGCCAGGCAGUGACAGCGACUAUGGCCAUAAUUAAAAUUAAAGCACUGACUAAGACACGCUACAGCAACAGCUGGCAUAGAAGUUGAGCUUACAACUAACAAAUAUUGGACUUUAAAAUUUUUAAUAAAAAUUUAACUAACAUGAA